AUGUUGUGCGGGCUGCGACGGUGCUUGCAGUCCGGCAUUACCCCGCAGCCUCGACAAACAGAAGGCAUUAAGCUAGGAAUCUAUGGAAUCUUGCUGACACAGACGCUGAAUGCAUUGGCCACCAUGGUGGUGUUACCAACCCUGCCUUUCUUCGCGAUGACGCUGGGCGCGACAGCCUUGGAGGUUUCUCUCAUGAACUCUGCAUAUAACCUGGCUCAGAUGUUCUGCUCCCCGCUCCUGGGCGCACUCUCCGACCGCUAUGGGCGGAAGCGCGUUAUGCUUGGAGGCAUCUGCAUCCAGAUGAUCUGCAACACCUUCAUG
Molecule: messenger RNA, 321 nt
Organism: Symbiodinium necroappetens
Lineage: Eukaryota; Dinophyceae; Suessiales; Symbiodiniaceae
Source: the annotation of a GenBank genome assembly